AUGAGGGUGACCGUCCCCAGGAACCCCGGGACUGUGGCUGGAGUGGUGAUGGCUGUGUUCCUGGUGCUGAGGAUCCCUGGGGCUCACUGCAGAGAUGCUCCGAAGAAUUUCGUGUACCAGUUUAAAGGCAUGUGCUACUUCACCAAUGGGACGGAGCGUGUGAGGCUUGUGGCCAGACAGAUCUAUAACAAGGAAGAAAUCCUGCACUUUGACAGCGAUCUGGGCAAGUUUGUGGCUGUUACAGAGCUGGGCCAGGUGUGUGCUGAGAACUGGAACACCCAAAAGGACCCCCUGGAGGAGUUUCGGGCCUAUGUGGAGACGCUGUGUAGACACAACUACAAGGAGACAGCCAGCUUCACUGUCCAGCGGAGAGUGGAGCCUACAGUGACUGUCUCUCCAGCCAGUACAGAAGACCCGAACCACCAUAAUCUGCUGGUCUGUUCAGUGACAAAUUUCUAUCCUCGCCAAGUUAAAGUCAAAUGGUUCCGGAAUCAACAGGAGGAGACGGCGGGAGUUGGGUUCACACCUCUUACUCAGAAUGGGGACUGGACCUACCAGAUUCACGUGAUGCUAGAGACAAAACCGCAGCUUGGAGACGUCUACGUGUGCCGUGUGGACCACCCCAGCCUCCAGAGCCCCAUCACAGUAGAAUUGACCCUGUGGACUCGACAGGAAAGAAAAAGUUCAGGGAGGGCACAGUCUGAAUCUGCCCAGAGCAAGACGCGGAGCGGAAUUGGAGGUUUUGUGCUGGGGCUGAUCUUCCUUGGUGUAUCCCAAAAGUGGGAUAAGAGAGGUAAGGCACCUUGGGAGAAAAAGGGGAAGGCAGGUGCUGGGCUGAAAAGCUUCUGUUGA
This is a messenger RNA of Rangifer tarandus platyrhynchus (Svalbard reindeer), 852 nucleotides long. The record is from the annotation of a GenBank genome assembly. Lineage: Eukaryota; Metazoa; Chordata; Mammalia; Artiodactyla; Cervidae.